CCACUUAGUUGACCCCACCAUGUAACAGCUAUUAAUUCAUCAUAAUUGCCUUUUAAAUACCCAAGCAAAUUUCGUAACCCGAGUUUUGAUGGAAAUACACCCUCGCCAUUUUGCUUUUCGUUUCCUUCAUUCAAAUACAUUGUCGCAUUUCACUAACAAUACACAUCACAUAAGAUUCAUACACUCAACCCAUCGUUCAUUUACACGUUUUGGUCCCACGCGGUGUCAUUCCCGCACCACACACCUAAACUUUCUAAAUAAUUUGACAUCGAACCUUUCAAACAUAUCUGAGCAACGCUACACGAGAUCAAUGGCUUCUACAAAUCCAGCCGCUUUUGGCCGAUCCGCAUCCUCCGCGAUUCCGACAGCUCCAGCUGCUGAAAAUGCUACUCCCCACCAUACCUAUGACUACUCAAACCUUUCGCCGGUAGAAGCAUCCAAACGUCGAGCAGCAUAUAAAGCAGUUGAGGAUCACUUUGAUUCCUCUUACAAAUAUAUUGGGAUCGGAUCAGGCAGUACUGUCGUUUAUGUAGUGGAAGCCAUUGCUGCUAAAGGUCGAGACAUCACCUCACAUAUGAUAUUCGUUCCCACUGGUGAUCAGAGUAAGCAAUUGAUUAUCGAGGCGGGUCUACCCCUAGGAAGCAUAGAUUCUCUACCUCCGGUAGCUGUCGAGCCUCUUCUUCUCAGCGGGGACGCUGCGUUUGAUGUUUCUACAGGGUUGCAGGAUCUAGGAUUAAAAGGAAAACGUGAAAGUCUUGAUGUUGCGUUUGACGGGGCAGAUGAAAUUGAUGAAGAUCUCAACUGCAUAAAAGGAGGCGGAGCCUGUCUUUUCCAAGAGAAGCUAGUCGCAACUUCCUCCAAGAAGUUCGUAUGUGUAGCGGGUCAGUAAAGAUAUGGGCAAUGUGUUGGUGACUCUAACUCAUGAUAUAUAGAUUACCGGAAACUUCAACCUCGUCUUCUUACAUCUUGGAAAGCUAUUCCGAUCGAGAUUGCACCAUUAGCCGCCCCAACUAUAAAGAGGAUUCUUAUUACACUCGGAUCUCCGGAUCCGAAAAUUAGACAAGGUGGGAGUGCGAAAGCCGGACCAGUCGUGACAGAUAACGGCAUGUGGAUCAUUGAUGCGCCUUUCCCUAAACUUCUGAUUCCUUCGGAUCUGAAAGGUGAUGAUAAGGGCGAUGGAGAACAUGGUACUUGGGAGGUACACAACCUAGGAAGAAGAUUAAAGAGAAUAGUCGGAGUACUAGAAACGGGCCUCUUCCAUGGUAGAAAUGGUGCACAGGUGGCCAAUGCUGGGGAAGAAGGCGGCGGACAAAAACCAGUGGCUGCAUAUUUCGGGAUGGAGGAUGGUAAUGUCGAGGUUCGCACUGCGACGGAGCAUGGAGUAAAGUCGAGGCCUUAGGCCGAUCGUCAAGGCUUGACGAGUGGAAGGAGGAGCUUUAGGAUGAUAUAUGAUGUUAAUUGGUGAUCAAUACGCUUAUGCCAUAAUUAAUGGAACCAACCAUUUUUCACAUCCAUAUCUGGAAUCACACUGACAAGAGCUCUUGACUCGGUUUAUUCGGUUAGACCCAAACGCCACCUUUGUGCUCUAUCUAGUCAUCCCGAAUGCUGCUUUUUAUUGCUUAUCAAAAUGUACUUCCUUCGAAGGGUUGGAAGAUGACGCUAGUAAGCUCAAGCCUAGAAUUGAAUAUUAGAGCUCAUCGUGUGGUGGAUUUUCCCUCCACUUCGUCCGAGUUUCAACAUACACUGGUUUGCAACUCACCAAAAAUUCCUUCUGACGGAAUUUAGGCAAGUCACCAGGGGGCGCAUAGAAUGACGUAUG
This is a messenger RNA of Sclerotinia trifoliorum, 1819 nucleotides long. NCBI's taxonomy places the organism in Eukaryota, Fungi, Ascomycota, Leotiomycetes, Helotiales, Sclerotiniaceae. The record is from the annotation of a GenBank genome assembly.